AUGAUCGGAGUCUCGAGCUCCGAGUUGGAUGAAUUUACCGAACCAAGCUCUCUACGCGAGCCGACCAGUUGCGCCAAUCGCCCUACGCCAAAGCGCAAGGAACAGCGGCGGCAAGAUGCGAGCCAGUGCAUUCGAGAAGCGCUUGAGCUCUGCAAGCGAGGCCGCUUCCGACAAGCCAUCCAAACGUACAAUUUGGCGCACGGGCUCGACCCCUCAGACCCAGACACGCUGCACAGUCGAGGUCGCGUCCACUACAAUCUUGGAAACCUCACAAAGGCCAAGGACGACAUGACUGCGGCAAUCCGAAUGAUGCAACAACAAUCGUGCGCAGCCACGGCUCUCGCUGAGGUUCACAACGACGUCGGCCUGGUGCACUUUGAUCUGCACGAUUAUGCAAGUGCCAAGUCCAGCGCAGAGCGGGCGAUUGAGCUCGACCCGCUCAGCUCGGACGCCUGCGCGUUGCUGGCUCAGGUGCACCUUGCGCAUGAUGAGCUGUCGCUCGCAUUGGCGCGGACCACGCGUGCCCUCCAGCUUGCCGGUCAAAAUGCACCAGUGUAUGCCACCCGUGGUCACAUCUUGCUGCGGUCGGGAGAUCGGGAGGGCGCGCUGCGAGACUUUACCCACGCCGUUCAGCUUGAUCCGCAGCUCGCACACGCCUACACUGGCCUGGGUCAGGUCGCCUUCCUUCGUGGCCAAGACAAAGCCGCCGUCCUCUACUUUACCAAGUCCAUUUCGCUCGACCAGUACAGCGCCAUUCCGUACCGCCUGAGGGCCGACAUCCGGCGAAUCCAAAAGCAGUUCAGUCCAGCCAUUGCCGACUACCGCGCCUCUCUAGCGCUAGAUCCGAGCAAUAGCAGCGCGCGUCGGUAUCUCGGUCUAUGCCUGUACCGUCAAAACCAGCCUCGGGAAGCGCUGGAACAGCUCGACCGUGCGCUCGCUCUUGGAGACCAGUAUGUCAUGACCUUGCACGCUGCGAUUGGACGUUGUCUGGUGCGUCUGGGCCAUUACAACGCUGCAGUGGGUCCGUUGCGGAUUGCAAGUGAUCUGGAACACUUUCAGCGACGCGCGGCGGGCGAGAGCACUGAACCUGGCCAGAGCGCCGGUGUUCCAAACACCCCAGACGAAGUUGAGCUCGAAUGCCUCAGUGUUCAGCAACGGCUCGCGAUUGCCAAAGCCAAGCAGCGACAAUCGGGCCAGCCCAACAAGAAAAGUAGCCCUCCCACCAGUGCAAGCGCCCACGGUCGCCUGGAUCCCUUUGGUCGCGUGGUCAAGCUGACUGAAUGGCAACCUUCGUCGGGGCGUUUGGCCGAGCUGUACCGAGGACGCCACCUUCCUGCUGUCAUUACCAGCCCGAUGCCUGGGGCUUUGGUGGAUUUGCUCGAAAAGACAAUCAACGAUGCCCUCCAGAGCGAUGAAGAUGUCCUCAACGUUGCCAACGAUGCUCUGAACGCAAUGCGGUCCGUGUUUGCCCCCGUCCUUGCCCGCCUUGGGACGUCGUCUGCAGACUCGACACAGUCGGAGCUGGCAAACGGCCUGUCCUCUCAAGACCGUCGACUUUCUGGCGGCCAGUGGGCCCAAGCCGGUGCUGGGACGCGCCGCUCAUUUUCAGACUUGGCCUCGCUUGGCAAGAGCGUGAAGAGCAUUGCUUCAGCGGCAGUCAGCGCCACCAGCUCAAUGCUGUCGCGCUUUCGGCAAGAGGACGACCUUGUCAAUAGCAUCUUGGACGGCCUCGUCAACUCCAACUCCACUGCUGCUUGGACCCGCAAGGAAGUCGCAGUCCGCAGGCUGGCGCUGCUUGUCGAGUACUUUAACCGAACUGCGGUUCUCAUGUACGCGGCGUACGAAUGCACGACCUACCUCAUCUCUGGCAUCAUCGAGUGGAUCAAAUCUGGCAAAGCCGCCAAAUGGCAAGAGAAGAUCAACGCAACCAGCCUGGAUGCCAAGCACGAUGCGCAAGUCCAAGAGCUGCGUGAUUCGCUGGCAUCGGCACUGACCACUCCUCUGAUGGACUUGCCGUCGCCAAUCCUGCCCACGUUGGCGGCCAAACUCGGCUUCAUUAUUGUUGCCCCAGAGACCCCCAGCUCGGAUGCCUGCUUGGAGGAACAGAGUUGCACUGCGCACGACCUGUACUCGACGCAACGCGAGCCGUGUUGGCCUUUGAAUGGAGCGGGUGUGACGUUGACUCUGCAGCAUUCGCCAAUGAACAAUCGCGUUUCCAUGGUGUCCAUGUUUGAAACCGCCUGUUUGGGGUCGUCUGCCGUCGAGCAAGCAGCCACACUGCCCGUUACCAAGGCUCGCGAGGAGCACGCCGUGAAAGGGAGCUUUAACGCCAAUGCAAGCGCCAACGAGCGCGCCAACCCGGAGACCAAUCCUUUCUUGGGCAUCAUGCGCGCGCUGUGCCAAAUCGCCGAUGCUGUGCCGCUCGCUCCAAUCCAACAGGCCGUGGUUGCAGUGUUGAGCAUUCUAGAAAACAGGAACUUGCUCCCUGUCGACAAUGACCAGUUCUUCCGCCAGGCGCAGAUUGAGGCUGUACGCAAGGAUUCGGAAAUUGAGGCUGCACGCAAGGAUUCGGAAAUUGAGGCUGCGCGCGAGCGAGCGGAAAAGGCUCGGCGCGCCUUCAAACGAGCCGAGCAGUUGAGCGUGUACAGCGUCGCCGACGCAUCCGACGGCGAGUCGCUAUCGUCUGGUGACUCGAGCGACUUUUCGCUCAAGCGCAGCGCUCCUGGCCGCAAAGCUUUGACCAAGAGCCGAUCCCACCAAUCGCUCGACAACAUUAUGGCUACCACCAGUUUCGGAAGCAAUGACCACGAGUCCGUCGCUGCGCCGACGUGCCGUCGCAACCGCAAAAACUCGCGAAACCGGCAUUCCUUGCUCCGAUCGCAGCUGAUGACGGAAGAGUGGUGGGAGACCACCUGCGACGUGCUGCAGACUGCUCUCCAGCGGCUACCUUCGGGUGCAAACGCUGAGAUCUUUUUGCGACGACUCCUGCUGGACAUGUCCUUGUGCCGGCACUCGAUGCUGGUGGAAGGAGCGACCAAAGCAAGCGAAGCCGCGGCCGAGCGCAGCGAGCGACGGCGGUCGGGUCGUUCGAGCUCAGUGGAAUCAGUUGCCUUGAGCUGGUCCGCCUCCUCUGGGGUCUCGGAAGCCUCUUCAGGGUCGUCAGUAGAAGGCGGAAAACAAGCCAACCGUCUAAGUAUGGGAUCUUGGAGCGAUCUUACCUCCGUCUCUGGGGUGGUCACGUCCGACUCUGGCGCCUCGUCCUGGGUCGAGCGCAUUGACAGCGAGUUGCAAAACAACGCCAAUGUGAGCGAGACGCUUCAUUGUGCCUUUGGCAUGGCAGACAACCGUGCCCCAUUCUCUGAGAUUGGCGCUCUGCUGCACUUGAAUUCUGUCCGCGGCGGAUCGGAGGAGCUCGCCUUCAUGAGUCACAUGGCAGCCAGCGAUACCAUCUCCGCCCUCAAGGCGAUUCUCACGAUGGCCUGUGAGUCGCAAGAUGCAGCAGCUCCACAGGGCCUCGGGAUCCUGACACUGGGCGGUACGACCACAGACGAGUCCAGCACCGACUCGCUCCCAAGGUCGAGCAGCGGCGUUGGCAACUCUAGCUCCUCGAGUAGUCCCUCGGGCUCAUCCCCGAGCAGUGAAUUCCAGAGCGGCAUCUGCGCCUCCAUCGCUCGCCGCAAUUGUAAGGCAGCUCGCGCAGUUGGUGCCUCCAUCGAUGUGACGCAUCUGGUGGUGCCUGAAACCAUUGGCAAAUCGAGCAAGCGCCGCCCGCGAGCCAGCUCGAUGGGUGAAGUCGCCGCCCGCCGACGUCGUGUGGAGAAGCUGGAUGCGUUUGAUGUGUCCCCAGCCGUUCAGCUCAUGGUGCAAACGUGUGAACAACUCGAGAGCGCGCAUCUCCGUGCCAGCGCACAGCCUCCGCCCUCGGAAGGGUUGCCUGGGUCGGCGUCCGAACCUGCUCGAGGCAUUGAACCGUUGCUGCAAAGCGCUGAUGCAGGCGAUUCUGCUGCUCUGGCCACCGCUCCUGCGACCAUUCAGCGAAAGUCCUCGAAAACAAAGUUCAGCAGCAUCCGAAAUCGACUUUUGCGCGCGUUCGACGACGACUCGGACGACACCUCGACUAGCGCCUCGACUAUUAGCGACGAUCUGUCUGAAGCGUCAUCGGAGGUGUCGUUGCCCUCGUCUGCCGAAGCCAGUCCUUCGCCGGCACGGAUUAAGCAAAAAGGCAGCUUCCGAUCCAAGUUUAUGCCAAAGAGCCGUGCGACUGCAAUCGCUCAAUGAAGU
Messenger RNA from Capsaspora owczarzaki ATCC 30864, 4281 nucleotides. RefSeq lists its product as hypothetical. Gene Ontology annotation, molecular function: protein binding. The record is from RefSeq and is a predicted model, not a curated record. The coding region runs from base 1 to 4278 and encodes 1425 amino acids. The transcript is spliced from 2 exons. NCBI's taxonomy places the organism in Eukaryota, Filasterea, Ministeriida, Capsasporidae.